Molecule: messenger RNA, 1804 nt
Organism: Mesitornis unicolor (brown roatelo)
Lineage: Eukaryota; Metazoa; Chordata; Aves; Mesitornithiformes; Mesitornithidae
Gene: SNX6
Product: sorting nexin 6
Exons: 12
Cellular component (GO): endosome
Molecular function (GO): phosphatidylinositol binding
Source: RefSeq, a predicted model, not a curated record
CUUAGAGCAAUAAAUGUAGAUCUCCAGAGUGAUGCUGCUCUGCAAGUGGAUAUCUCAGAUGCACUCAGUGAGAGGGACAAAGUGAAAUUCACUGUCCAUACAAAGAGUUCCUUACCAAAUUUCAAGCAAAAUGAAUUUUCUGUUGUCCGGCAACAUGAAGAGUUUAUUUGGCUUCAUGAUUCUUUUGUUGAGAAUGAGGACUAUGCUGGCUAUAUUAUUCCACCAGCACCACCCAGGCCUGACUUUGAUGCCUCGAGGGAGAAACUGCAGAAACUUGGAGAAGGGGAAGGAUCAAUGACUAAAGAAGAAUUCACCAAGAUGAAGCAAGAACUGGAGGCUGAAUAUUUGGCAAUAUUUAAGAAGACAGUUGCAAUGCAUGAAGUGUUUUUAUGUCGCGUGGCAGCGCAUCCUAUUUUGAGAAAGGAUUUAAAUUUCCAUGUAUUCUUGGAAUAUAAUCAGGACUUGAGUGUUCGUGGCAAAAAUAAGAAAGAGAAACUUGAAGACUUCUUUAAAAACAUGGUUAAAUCAGCAGAUGGUGUAAUUGUUUCAGGAGUAAAGGAUGUGGAUGACUUCUUUGAACAUGAAAGAACAUUCCUUGUGGAGUAUCACAACCGAGUCAAAGAUGCCUCUGCCAAAUCUGAUAAAAUGACAAGAUCACAUAAAAAUGUGGCGGAUGACUAUAAUAGAAUUGGUUCUUCAUUAUAUGCAUUAGGAACGCAGGACUCCACAGAUAUAUGCAAGUUUUUUCUGAAGGUAUCAGAGUUAUUUGACAAAACAAGGAAAAUAGAGGCCCGGGUAUCUGCUGAUGAAGAUCUUAAACUUUCUGAUCUUCUGAAAUACUACUUAAGGGAAUCUCAAGCUGCUAAGGAUCUCCUAUAUAGACGAUCUAGGUCACUAGUGGAUUAUGAAAAUGCUAAUAAGGCAUUGGAUAAAGCAAGAGCAAAAAAUAAAGAUGUACUGCAAGCUGAAACUACUCAGCAAAUAUGCUGUCAAAAAUUUGAGAAAAUUUCUGAAUCAGCAAAACAAGAACUGAUAGACUUUAAGACAAGAAGAGUUGCAGCAUUCAGAAAAAAUCUGGUGGAACUAGCAGAACUGGAAUUAAAGCAUGCUAAGGGUAACUUACAGCUGCUGCAGAGCUGCCUGGCAGUGUUAAAUGGUGACACAUAAGCUACGCUCCGUCCUCCCACUGACAAGGGCUGCCCUCCUCUGGAUUUUGUUUUCAUGACUUUAAAUAGGCAUUUGCAGUUCCCUGGAGAAAACAUUUGACAAAGUGCACAUAAGCAAGCUCCUUCUUUCAAAAGAAUUAAAACAAACACCUGAAAGUACUAUACGAAGCAACAGCAUACUUGUUAUACAUACAUACUCAUGUUUAUUUAAUCAUUAUAUGCUUUCAUUGUUCAGAAACCAAAUGCUCUGUUUUUGUGAAAAUAGCCAAUAUAAUUAUGUUCAUGUUAUGAAUACUACGAUACGGCUGCCAAUCUUAUUUACCUUUGUAAGUAAUUUCUGAGGUUCACCAUUUGAAGCACGAGGUUCAAAUGGCCUAACUAUUACCAUUAGAUAUUUGAAUAUUGUUACUAUAAUGGCAUUGUAUACACUGUCUUAGUUUUUUUCCAUGUACUGAUAUCAACAAAUUUAAUCUUUUUUUCAAUUGUGAACAUUUCUUAGAAAUUUUGGAGAAUUUUGUGUAACCUUUAUAACUAUGAUUUAAAAAGAAAAGCAAAUGCAUUAGUAUGUUUGCCUUAACUUGUAGACUAAUCCAGUUAUUGUAAAAUAAACCAUGAAAUCAAUGAUUUUUCUAAAAUUA